AGAGCGGCCCGGAAGUGCCCGGCUGAAGCGGCCGGGCGCCGAUUGGUGUCUUUGAGUCUAGUCUUUGUUCGGGGCUGUCCAAAGAGGGAAGCUAGCUGUUGCACCUGUUCCUCCCUGCGCGUAAGAUAGAGGAUAAAUCUCCUGACAAAGCCCAGAAUGACCACAGCCCUGGAACCUGAGGACCAAAAAGGACUUCUGGUAAUUAAAGCAGAGGACCAUUACUGGGGACAGGAUUCCAGCUCACAAAAGUGCAGUCCUCGCAGGAGGGAACUCUAUAGACAGCACUUCAGGAAGCUCUGCUAUCAGGAUGCACCUGGACCCCGUGAAGCUCUUACCCAGCUGUGGGAGCUCUGCCGUCAGUGGCUGAGGCCAGAAUGCCACACCAAGGAGCAGAUUUUAGACCUGCUGGUGCUAGAACAGUUCCUGAGCAUUCUUCCUAAAGACCUGCAAGCAUGGGUGCAUGCACACCAUCCAGAGACUGGAGAGGAGGCAGUGACUGUGCUGGAGGAUCUGGAGAGAGAGCUUGAUGAACCUGGAAAGCAGGUCUCAGACAAUUCAGAAAGAGAGGACAUACUCAUGGACAAGUUGGCCCCCUUGGGAAGGCCAUAUGAAUCACUGACUGUCCAGUUCCAUCCCAAGAAGACCCAGCUGGAGCAGGAAGCUGGGAUACCACUAAGGAAUGGUGAUAAAACUAGGACUAAGAAUGAAGAGUUGUUCCAGAAGGAAGAUAUGCCCAAAGACAAGGAAUUCCUUGGGGAGAUAAAUGACAGACUGAACAAAGAUACUCCUCAGCAUCCUAAGUCCAAAGAUAUUGAAAAUGAGGGCAGAUCAGAAUGGCAACAGAGGGAAAGAAGACGAUAUAAAUGUGAUGAAUGUGGGAAAAGUUUCAGUCAUAGCUCAGACCUUAGUAAACACAGGAGAACUCACACUGGAGAGAAGCCCUAUAAAUGUGAUGAGUGUGGAAAAGCCUUCGUUCAGCGCUCACAUCUCAUUGGACAUCAUAGAGUACACACGGGAGUAAAACCCUAUAAAUGUAAAGAAUGUGGGAAAGAUUUCAGUGGGCGCACAGGUCUUAUUCAGCAUCAGAGAAUCCACACAGGUGAAAAACCCUAUGAAUGUGAUGAGUGUGGAAGGCCUUUCCGAGUAAGUUCAGCUCUUAUUAGACAUCAAAGAAUUCAUGCCACAAAUAAACUCUACUAAUGUAGUAGUAAUAUCAAAAGUUCUUUAGACACUCAGGCCUAACUAGUUAUCAAAGAAUCUAUUUUAGAAACCUUGAGUUUCCUCAAUGUGGUCAAAGCUUCAGUCAUCAUUAAACUUCUCUGGACCAAAGAA
Molecule: messenger RNA, 1332 nt
Organism: Pongo pygmaeus (Bornean orangutan)
Lineage: Eukaryota; Metazoa; Chordata; Mammalia; Primates; Hominidae
Gene: ZSCAN16
Product: zinc finger and SCAN domain containing 16
Exons: 4
Coding region: 157-1200 (347 amino acids)
Biological process (GO): regulation of transcription by RNA polymerase II
Molecular function (GO): DNA-binding transcription factor activity, RNA polymerase II-specific; RNA polymerase II cis-regulatory region sequence-specific DNA binding
Source: RefSeq, a predicted model, not a curated record